UUCCCUAUGCAUACCACAUAUACACAAAAAAAAUGGCACAGAGAUUUCCCUUUGUUGUUUCCUGCAAAAGUUUUGUCAAACACCUCCAAUCAACCACUUCUAAAGCUGCUAUUGUUAGUAGCAAUAGCAACAUGUUGUGCAUCACAAAUGCUAAUGCUCAUGCUCAUGUGCAUACUCAAGGUGGUGAUUCAAAUAUUGUAGGAGAAGCAAACGAAGGGGAAGUGAAAGAAAGAGAGGUGGUGGAGAAUGUGGGAGAGAAGGCUAAGGAAACAGUGGAGACAGCUUUGGAUGCAGCAAAGAAGAGUGGAGAAUUGGUGAGAGAUUCUUCAACAACCAUAAUGGCUGAGGCUGAUACCAAUGUUGUCGACACAGUUGAGUACAGAUGUACUGAGGGUUUGGGGGGGCAGCUUGGAGAUGGCCAUGAUAUAUAAUAUAGUUUUAAUUUUAUUUCCAUGCAUGCAUGCAUGGGAAUUAUCUAUAUAUCCUAUGGUUUUUCCUCUUUUUGUCACUUUAAUCUGUUAUGGGUCAUAGAAGAUUGAACGAAGUUAAGUUAGCUAAUGUUAUAUAUGCUUCAUUAUGUUGUUGUAUAAAUAAUCUAUAAACAUUGUUCACUUUGUUUGGA
Molecule: messenger RNA, 622 nt
Organism: Cajanus cajan (pigeon pea)
Lineage: Eukaryota; Viridiplantae; Streptophyta; Magnoliopsida; Fabales; Fabaceae
Source: RefSeq, a predicted model, not a curated record